Molecule: messenger RNA, 1625 nt
Organism: Phalacrocorax carbo (great cormorant)
Lineage: Eukaryota; Metazoa; Chordata; Aves; Suliformes; Phalacrocoracidae
Source: RefSeq, a predicted model, not a curated record
CUGCAAUGAUCUGAAAGGCCCUUGAGGCACAGAGAACAGGAGAAAAAACAACUGCAACAAAAGAAUGUGUUUCUCCCCCAUUCUGGAAGUCAACAUGCAGUCUGAAUCUAACAUUACAGUCCGAGAUGCCAUUGAUGACAUCGACACCAACAUGUACCAACCACUGUCAUAUCCACUAAGCUUUCAAGUUUCUCUCACUGGAUUUUUGAUGUUAGAAAUUGUUUUGGGACUUGGCAGCAACCUCACUGUGCUGGUACUUUACUGUAUGAAAUCCAACUUAAUCAAUUCUGUCAGUAACAUAAUUACAAUGAACCUUCAUGUACUUGAUGUAAUAAUUUGUGUGGGAUGUAUUCCUCUAACUAUAGUUAUCCUUCUGCUUUCACUGGAGAGUAACACCGCUCUCAUCUGCUGCUUCCACGAGGCUUGUGUCUCUUUUGCAAGUGUUUCAACUGCAAUUAACGUCUUUGCUAUCACUCUGGACCGAUACGACAUCUCUGUAAAACCUGCCAAUCGAAUUCUGACCAUGGGAAGGGCUGUGAUACUAAUGACAUCAAUAUGGAUCAUUUCACUUUUUUCCUUCCUGAUUCCUUUCAUUGAGGUCAACUUUUUCAGUCUUCGAAGUGCAAGUACUUGGGAAAAUAAGACACUUUUGUGCGUGAGUACAAACGAGUACCACACUGAGCUAGGAAUGUACUACCACCUUCUCGUUCAGAUUCCAAUCUUUUUCUUCACUGUUAUAGUAAUGCUAAUUACAUACACCAAAAUACUCCAGGCUCUAAAUAUUCGGAUUGGUACAAGAUUUACAACAGGACAAAAGAAGAAAGCUAGAAAGAAAAAAACUAUUUCUUUGACCACUCAGCAUGAGACUACGGACGUGUCCCACAGCAGUGGAGGAAGAAACGUCGUCUUUGGUGUAAGGACUUCUGUGUCUGUCAUAAUUGCUCUACGCCGAGCUGUAAAACGGCACCGGGAGCGACGAGAACGGCAAAAAAGAGUCUUCAGAAUGUCCCUCUUGAUUAUCUCAACAUUCCUUCUCUGCUGGACACCCAUCUCUGUUUUAAACACCACCAUAUUAUGUUUGGGCCCAAGUGACCUUUUGGUAAAGUUGCGAUUAUGUUUUCUAGUAAUGGCAUAUGGAACAACUAUAUUUCACCCUCUACUUUAUGCAUUCACAAGACAAAAGUUUCAGAAAGUUCUGAAAAGUAAGAUGAAAAAGCGAGUUGUUUCAAUAGUGGAAGCAGAUCCCAUGCCAAAUAACGCUGUAAUACACAACUCAUGGAUAGAGCCUAAAAGGAACAAAAAGAUUUCCUUUGAAGACAACGAAGUAAGGCAGAAAUGUUUAGUACCUCAGGUUGUCACUGACUAGAUUACAGUAUUCACCAAAACACAUCAAGCAGCAUAUUUGAACAAAUUGUAGAAAAAUACUGCCAAAUAAGAAAAAAAUUUUUUAACUAUUGGCAAGACUGUAAAUUUUCAAUAUAUAUUAAAUAGAGUAGGUCUUGUAUAUUCAAUUUCUUCAUUAUGUAAGAUAUAUGUUGCAUGGCCGUUUGUUAGCGUAACACCAUGUGUAUAUUUGUCAAAAAUAUUCAAGUCCUCUUUUUUAGAAAAUAAAUAGCCUUAAAGAA